This is a messenger RNA of Paramormyrops kingsleyae, 1487 nucleotides long. Lineage: Eukaryota; Metazoa; Chordata; Actinopteri; Osteoglossiformes; Mormyridae. The record is from RefSeq and is a predicted model, not a curated record.
AAAAACAAAAUGUGCACUACCAUGGACAUAAAUGAAUGGGUGGGGUCUCAGGAGGAUAUAGACACCAUGCAGUGUUAAUUUAACAUUGGCAUAUUUCCUGUGUAUUAAUUAGGGAUCCGUCACUAAGCCCGUUUUCUAUACCCCCUUGUUGUUGUAUAUUUUUGUGCGUGUCAUAACAUGGUUUUCAUUUAAGUUACUGUAAGAAUCAGCCCUUAACCAUGACUUAAGCGAUUUGCAUUUGAUCAGGGAAACACAGCCAUGUGAUCCACCCUUUGCUGUAAUUCAGGUGUGUUGGGCGUGUUUCAGCUCCAGGUGUAAACUGAAAGUAAAACUAUGGCCAGAUGGCAUUUCAUGUAGGAAGAUAACAGCGUUAAUAAAAGCGGAUAUAGUCUGUUUGUAAAAACGAAAAUAUACAGCAAAAUUUGUCCUUGUCUUAUAGAAACAGUUCUUUGUACAAGACUUAAGGUGGCGAUGCAGAUCAAUACUUUCAGCGCUAUUUUGAUCGUGUUCAAGUUCGUCAUUAACUCUGAUGGUUUCCUGCUACACGGCUCUGCUGGUCCUCUAACAGCCCGGCUAGGAGGAGCUGUACUGCUGCCCUGCUUUGUGGACAGACCCCUGCCUUUGGAGGAGCUGGAGGUGGACUGGAGAAGGACUGAUUCAGACACCAUCGUGCACCUAUUCCAGGAGGGUCAGAGCAGACCUGAAUCACAGGGGGACGCCUACAGGGGCAGAGCGCGCUUCUUCUCUCAGGAAAUCCCCAAAGGCAACUUCUCUCUGCUGCUUGAGGGAGUGAGGACUGCAGAUGCAGGAGUGUACAAGUGUGUGGUUUAUACAGAGCAGGAGCAACGUGAAACACGGGUGGAAAUACAGAAAGCAGGCAAGUGAGCCUUUCUGUUUUAUGGCUUAAGACACAUGGACCCAGAGGCGUAGGUUUCUUAUUAACAUUGGGGGAGGCGAGUAUAUCGGGGUGAGAGGUGUGACGUCACCAGUGAUGGGCAGUAACGCGUUAAAGUAAUUAGAUUACUUUUUAAGUAACGGAGUAAUCUAACGGCGUUACAUUGUAGAAGGCAGUAAUCAGAUUUUAGUUACUACCCGACUAACGCGUCGUUACUAUUGUGUUGCAUUGAAGACGUCAGAUUAGCCAGUUUUCUGCAAAAAUAAUAAUAAUGAAAUACAGUUGCAAAAAUCAUCAAGCAGCCACGCGCUGCGCUAUGUAACGUCAUCAAUCCGAGACGCAGCCACACAAACACUGCAGCAUGAAGAGACCACCGGAGUGAGAAAAGGGUGCUUUUUACGUGUGGAAAUACAAACAUUAUUUUAAAUUUGUUGAAACUAAGGGCAAAAACAUAGUUGUACAGUGUGUCUUAUGUGCGGGAGACAAAAGAUUUUCAACCGCUAAGAGUUCAACUUCAAAUCUAUCUAAACAUCUCAAAGGACAACACAGUGCUGUUAGGCUAGUGGAGAAAGCGGGGUCAGUCCCCGACACA